AUGCCAACAUUUUCAGCUUGCAACGGUGAAAAGGAUGGUCUUAAGAAUCUUACGGAUGGAGGCUGUGAUCAUAAAACUAUAGGCAAAAAAUCAAUUUUAUCAGAAAAAAGUAAAAACUUAAUUAAAGGAAAAGAAAUUCAUGCCCAAGUUGCUAAUCUAACUAUUUGCGGAAAUGUACUAGGAAACAAAAAAAAAGUGAAUAUCAGUCACGAUAAUUUUACUAAGGUUAAUGGUCAAGUACAUAAAGUCGAAAUGACGGCUUUUGAUUUAGAUAACAGUAGAAAUGUUAUCGGAACAAAUAAUGAUGUGAAAAUUAAUGAUCAAAAUAAAAGUCUUGUUAAUUUCUCACAUGGAAAUAUUCAAGCUAGUGUAGUAAAUCAGGUUGCCUACGAUAAUGUAGUCGGUUCCUAUAACAAGGUAGACAGUAAACGUAUAAAUAUGAAUUUGAUCAACAGCAGAGUAGGAAAUAUAAAUGCGACAGGCGCUGAUUUGAGUGCUUCCAAAAAUGUGAUUGGAAAUUUCAACAGAGUAUCCAAUUUUGAAGCAAGUUUAACCGGGAUUAAUAUAGAACGUGACAUUGUCAAUAUUACGGGAGCUAGUGCAAGUUGUAAAGAGAAUGUUAUUGGCAAUGGGAAUAUAGUUACUUCUGCACGUGCAAAAGCAACACUUGUCAACUAUCAAGAGAAUAUCACCAAUAUAGAAAAGGGUCUUGAUGUUUCCAUGAAGAAAAACAAUAUAGGAAGAAACCUCAAACUGGACGGUCAAGCAGAAUUUACUGGAAUCAAUAUUCAAAAAAGAAAUGUCAAUAUUAGAAAGAACAAGGAUGAUAAAAUAAAGCUUAGUGCGGAUAUUACUUUAGUCAGUAACCAAGAAAACAACGUAGUUAUAAACAAAGGUGAAUCGGGUAUUAAAUUAAGUGUAGUUGGGGGUGGUUUAAGUAAGGGAAAUACAGUCAUAAGCGAACCAUCAUUUGGUAUUGAUAUUGGUUUCAGUAGACAAAAAUCUGUUGGUAAUGUAAGUAUCGGUACACGUCUACAGCUUGGUUUAGGGCCUUCCCUCGAUUUUGGUUUACCAUUUGGGGGAAGUUCAAGUGGUGAAAGCGGAGAUGGCAAUGGUAAGGAUGAUGGCGGGGGCGGUGACAACAAGGGAGUUAACAAGGAUGACAAGGGCGACAACAAGAAUGAUAACGAUAGCGUGGGUAAAGGUGAAGACAAAGGUGGUGGUAGCAAUACAAACAAUGGUGAUGAUAAUAAAACUGACGAUAGCAAUAUCAAUACGAACGGCAGUGAAAAUACGAACAGCAGUGAAAAUACGAACGGUAGUGAAAAUACGAACGGCA
Messenger RNA from Racocetra persica, 1339 nucleotides. Lineage: Eukaryota; Fungi; Glomeromycota; Glomeromycetes; Diversisporales; Gigasporaceae. The record is from the annotation of a GenBank genome assembly.